CUUGUAAUAGCCAACGGGUGAGACGUUUUUGGCGGUUGAUCGAUCAACUUCUACCGGGCGUGUGCGGAUUUAGUACUUUCAUUCUUUAUAAGAUAAUAAUUUUCGGAAAUGCGUUUUCCACAAAACAGCGUAGUGUGGUCCGUUGCGGUUAUUGUGUAUCUUCAAACGCCUGCAAACACCCAGAUCAAUUUGUCGUCCGUUUCUUGCACUAGCAACAGCAGACAACAACGUAUUGUUGGUGGUCAAGAUACCGCCCGUGGUCAAAUUACCUACAUCGCUAGCCUCAUGAAGCGAGGAGCUCACUUUUGCGGUGCAUCCGUAAUUAAUGAGAAGUGGUUCCUCACCGCUGGACACUGUGGAUGCAACGGUCUAAACAAGCCAGUUCGCCCCAGUCAGAUAAAAGCAAUAGUAGGUUUGUAUAAGCUUUCCGAAUUUCAAAGAAAUCAAAUAGAUAACAAUAUAGGUAGCUCGUAUGAAGUAAGUAUUCAAGCCAUAAUCUUCCAUCCGGAGUACUCAUGUAGUCAGCCAUACAACGAUAUCGCCCUGAUGGAGGCUUCAAAAUUUAUGUACUUUGAUCAGCAUAUCCGUCCUAUAUGCAUUGCUAGCAAACACGAUGCUUCGGCAUUCGUGGAAGGCAAAUCUGCUAUCGUGUCUGGCUGGGGUUGGAACCAGGAAAGUCAGCGGGACGGUGAUAAGCCUGAUACGCUACAACGUGCCAUUGUGGAUGUAUUUCGUAAUGAAGACUGCGAGGGAUUCUAUCGAGAUGGUAAUCGACCGCGAGCCAUUGCCAGAACGCAGCUAUGCGCAGGUAAGAGGUCCGGUGGAGUCGAUUCGUGCUGGGCAGAUUCUGGAGGUCCGUUGGUGACCCGGGACGACGUGCUUAUAGGUAUUGUUUCCACCGGAAUAGGCUGCGCAAGGCCUGGCUUUCCGGGAAUUUAUACGAGAGUAAGUGAAUACACCAGCUGGAUUAGUGAUGUAUUGCAAAAGUAAACGUAGCAUUUCUUGUCAGUGAAAAUCUAGUCUAAUCCCUAUGGGACAAAUGUGAUGCUGUAGUUUGUUAAGUAUUCAAUGUUUUGUACAUAAAUUGAUUUGCCAUGAGG
Armigeres subalbatus is the source of this 1100-nucleotide messenger RNA. Its product is annotated as trypsin-1. The transcript has 3 exons. Gene Ontology annotation, biological process: proteolysis. NCBI's taxonomy places the organism in Eukaryota, Metazoa, Arthropoda, Insecta, Diptera, Culicidae. The coding region runs from base 109 to 990 and encodes 293 amino acids. The record is from RefSeq and is a predicted model, not a curated record. Gene Ontology annotation, molecular function: serine-type endopeptidase activity.